Messenger RNA from Tuber aestivum (summer truffle), 3080 nucleotides. Lineage: Eukaryota; Fungi; Ascomycota; Pezizomycetes; Pezizales; Tuberaceae. The record is from the annotation of a GenBank genome assembly.
AAACUUUUGUUCACUGCAUUUCAAUACCCCUGGCAAUGGUGAGAGCACAAAUUAUUUAGCCCCCAUGACUACCUCAUUCCCCUCGCUCUCUUUACGAGACAUUCUAUCUUCACCUUCUCGAAUCGGAGGCUCUCUAAGUGAUAGUCUGGUAACGGCCGUGGGCGGGCUAGCAACCAUGGUCGAUGAAGACAUCCAUGCUGCAAGUACUCUGCAGGGGAUAAAACCUGUCCCACGGCCCCAAUCUCCAGGCACUCAGAAGGCUACGGAUGCUAUUGCUUUCCCCGAUGGUAGUUUAGAGGCAUCUAGGACGAUAGGCUCACCAACAUCAUUUCUUCCAGAUCGAACUCAUGAAAGUGAACCCCCUCACUUGGGACCCCGGAAUCCAACGACCGUUACCAACGACGAUCCAUCGACUAAUAGGCAUGACUCGGGAUACGGCGAGAGCCUAUCCGGACUGAACCCUGAGGAGAACUGGUUCUUUGAUCACGAAAUAUUCGAUAAAAGCACUGAUUGGCUUAGGGGCUGGGGUGAUUGGCCUGCUGCUUUGCAACGGGAGGGGCAAGCCGGAAGUUGUACCUUUUUAGAUUUGAACCACUCCGCCGCUUCCGGGGUUGCCCCCAACCGCACUGUUACAGCUGCGGCAGGUAGCAGCAAGCGGGUUGCGUCUCCUGUCUCGGUAUGUUCGGAUGAGGGCUCUAUGCUCAAGGCCAGACAUCGCGAUGACCGCCAAACACGCCUGCCAGCAGUUAGACCGAUAAAAGACCAUAAUUCCGUUGAGGACUUUCUCCCGUGGGGUUGGCAGUCAUCGAGAGAGAAGUUGGAAAGGAAAGUCACACUGCCUCCUCUUAGACAGAUCCUGGAAGAACUUACUCCGCAGACACUAGCCGUCACCCAGGCUCACUCUUCGGCUAAUGCGAAUAAGGGUGAAUCUUGGAUCGAUGACGGGAUACUAAAUGAUAUGGUCUCUCUGCUCUCAAUUCCGGUGGAGAGGUUUCCAUAUGAGAGCGCUGAUAUGAGCAGAUUUCCAUCCAAGGAAAUGAUUGAUUCCUUCAUCAAGAUUUACUUUGAGCAGUUUCACUCCAUCCUCCCAAUGAUCCACAAACCAACAUUUAGUGCCAGAACUUUCCCCACCAUAGUUCUGGUGGCCAUGGCUAGUAUUGGCGCGAGUUAUAGUCAUCUGGAGGGUGCCAAGAUGUUUGCCGAUAGUCUGAGCGAGCUUUGCAAGAGGACAUUGGCUUGGAUGGUAAUUAUGUAUGUUCUCCCGUUCUCAACACGGAAUAUUGACUUGUAUGGCGCAGGCUGAAUACAACCCCGAGUAUCCCCAUUCGGAUUUCUUCCUCAUGGCUUCGUGCUUGCAAAACGUCUACGCCUUGGGAUCCGGGUCCUUUCGCCUUUACGAUUGCGCAGAUGUAUCUAGGAGCGCACUAAUCGGGAGCGCUCGUCGGAUUGGGCUAUUCUCUGGUCGUGUGUCUCCACCAUCCUCCUCACCCGGUUCCACGCCGGGCUCACCUAACCCCAAGACUACCCGCGAUGAGGAUAAUCAUAAUGAGAAGGAAGAAAUUGAGGUUAAAUGGCGUCGGUGGUAUAUGAAGGAAAAAUUGAGACGCCUUGCGUGGUCCAUCUUCGAAUAUGAUUGCUCAUUCUCGACUUUAUCCAAUCGCCGAGGCGCUAUAACAUUGAACGAUAUUUCUACACGCAUGCCAUGUGCAGAGGCCCUAUGGCAAGCCCCUACUGCACAGGCCUGGGGGGCGUUACUGGAAUCGGGAGUCCUCCCCCCUGAUGCAGAAAAUGGAACACCAUUCUAUCCGACUCUGCGUGAUGUGAUCUCUGGGAAAAUGUCACCAGAGAACUUGACGAGCUGGGGCAGGAGGCUGUGCGCGCAGGCUAUUGGAAGAAUCCUCUGGGAUUUUAAGGAACUUGAGGAAAGUGUAUUAAGUGGGAGCAGUCCAAUUGGAAAUGACGGAGGGUUAGGGUUACCAAUGUUGAGCCCUGGAUUGAAGCCGGCGAAGGAAAAGUUAUUAAAGAGUUUAAUGGUUAUAUGUGAGGGGGUGAGGGAGAGACAGAUGGAGGCUGGAUGGAGAGACGGAGAAGUUGAUGGGGAUGGAGCUCAUAUGACGUUUGUCCACUCCUUCUUUAUCCCUGAUCUAUUGCUAACGUUGACAGCUUGACACUCUUGAUAUCCCAUUAUACUCACCUCCACGCAGCUUUCCCCACCGUUUCGUUAAUCCUCUCACUUGCACGACGCCCGCCCUCGCCGACCACUGCACCAGCAGACCCACGCAUAGCCAGGCUGAAAACUAUUUUCCUAACAGAUCCUGUCUACGCUAGAACCCUGGCAUGGAACGCCGCGCAAAUUAUAACCCUCUCCCGCUGGAAACCUGUCUGCUCCCCAAUCGAGGGCAUGCGUAUUUUUAUGGCAGGUGUGGUCCUCUGGGGCUUCGGCCGCUACUUCCGGGAACCUCUACCACCUAGCCCUCUACCUUCCGGACCCUUGGGAGGGAUUCAAGAGGAGGUUGUCCGACUGGACUCCCAACCAUGGAAAGGGGUGGAUGAUUGGAUCAAGAAAGGAAAAGGCAAGGCGACGAUUGGUAGCGAUCAACAUGCCGGGAAUGCUAUGACUGAGAUAUGCUCCGAGAUGGGGGCCAGGGAGGUGCUCAGAGUUGUUGUGGGGAUUCUGGGGCGGAUGAGAGUUUGGGGUCUUGGAGGGGAGUUUAAAAAUGUCCUCGAGGAGAUGGUUCGGAGGAGUUGAUUUCCCGCCACACCUCCAUCCAUCCAUCCAUCCAUCCAUUCAUUUUUUGUUUCUUGAGCUUUUGCUUUUUCGGUUUGCGGGGGUUAUUUGAUUUUGUACGGUGUUGAAUAGGAGCCGAGUUUGCUUUGUAUGAUGGCGUGUGACCUACUUUUUCACUAAUAACCUUUUCCUGUUGCCAGUAUGAGGUCUUAUGAUUAAUGUUUCAUUAUUAUUUUGCUCUUGGCACCCUGGUUCCCUCUGCUUUCUUCCGCCGGGUGCAAAAUUUACUUGAUUUUUACUCCAAAUUAAGAGUACUUUAAGUGCUUGUGUUAAUAGAAGGAAGUUCUAAACC